Messenger RNA from Gregarina niphandrodes, 1113 nucleotides. RefSeq names its product transaldolase. NCBI's taxonomy places the organism in Eukaryota, Apicomplexa, Conoidasida, Eugregarinorida, Gregarinidae. Gene Ontology annotation, molecular function: transaldolase activity. The record is from RefSeq and is a predicted model, not a curated record. The transcript has a single exon. Gene Ontology annotation, biological process: pentose-phosphate shunt; carbohydrate metabolic process; pentose-phosphate shunt, non-oxidative branch. The coding region runs from base 1 to 1113 and encodes 370 amino acids. Gene Ontology annotation, cellular component: intracellular anatomical structure; cytoplasm.
AUGUCGGCCGAACUAGUUGAUAGCACCAGCCCCUCCCGGAAGCGCGAGUCGUGUGAGAAGCCGGUGGCAGAAAAGACCCAGUCAAAGCGUCAGGCGAUAUCUAGUUUGCAGAAGCUGACGGCGCACACAGAAGUGGUGGUGGAUUCUGCGAAGUUGUCUGAUGCGAAGAAGGCGACAGAUGCGACUACGAACCCAUCGCUGAUCCUGGCAGCCGCGAUGGCUCCGGAGAGUGAAGCGAUGGUGAAGGAGGUGGUGACGAAGGCGCUUGCGAGUGUGUCAGAAGAAGCGGGUGAGGAGGAGAAGCUGCGAGUAGUAGUGCAGCAUCUAAUGGCCGAGUUCGUGAAGAAGAUUAGCGAGAGCGUUCCAGGUUUGGUUAGCUUCGAGGUGGAUCCUGAAUACAGUUUCGACUCUGAACUUACGGUGAAGAGAGCAAAAGAAUUAUUGGAGUUUUUCAAGACGCAAAAUAUACCCAUCGAGAGAUUAUUAGUCAAAGUCGCUGCUACCUGGGAAGGUAUACAGGCGGCCCAGAAGCUGGAACAGGAGAAUAUUCACACAAAUCUUACCCUUUUGUUCUCGUUCUGCCAGGCUGUAGCAUGUGCGGAUGCCAAGGCUUACUUAAUUUCACCUUUUGUUGGACGUAUAACGGAUUGGUAUUGCGAACACAAUGCUAAGAGCCAGAAUAGACCGAUAGGAGACAUCAAGAAGGAGUACGAGCAGGCACCGGAAACUGACCCCGGUGUCCUCGCCGUUCGACGGAUCUACAACUUUUAUAAGAAAAACGACGUGCCGACGCUCGUUAUGGGAGCCAGCUUCCGCAACGCAGGACAAGUGAAGAGUCUCUGUGGCUGUGAUAAACUCACCAUCCCUCCAAGCAUUAUCAACGCGCUUGAUGCCGAAGUUGACGACGGCACGCUGGAACUCGCUCUCUCUAAAGACUCCGCCGCCGACAAGUGUCUCGACGACGUAAAGCGACCCAUGGACGAACAGACCUUCCGUUGGAGCCUCAAUGAGGACCAAAUGGCCACCGAGAAACUCAGCGAGGGCAUCAGGAAAUUCAACGCGGACUGGGUCAAGCUGAAAACCUUCAUCAAGGAGAAAUAUUUCACCGCGUGA